Coturnix japonica (Japanese quail) is the source of this 2098-nucleotide messenger RNA. RefSeq lists its product as uncharacterized. NCBI's taxonomy places the organism in Eukaryota, Metazoa, Chordata, Aves, Galliformes, Phasianidae. The record is from RefSeq and is a predicted model, not a curated record.
ACUGAGAUGAGCUCCGAGCUCGUCCUGAAACCUGAGCUCAGCGGAGCCGUGUGCCCGCAGCACCUGCUGCUCCUGGAGUGUCACCCACGUGCAUCUGACCGUGGACGUUUGCAGGCAGGUACUCGGCAUCCUGUGCUUUAUCCCAGUGACAGAUCUCAGGCUCUAUGUUCAGCACGGCCUGUUCUACCUGCUCACCCAACUGUGAGCACACGCAGCCCCUUCCUGCUGUGCUGUGCUGCCCCGUGCCGGGCUCUCCCCGUGCAGAGCUCUGACUCCUCACGGCACAGCACAGCGCUCUGCAGUACCUGGGGCUCUGCCAUUUGCAGUAUGUCUGCAGAACACGCCUGACCCGGUGCCACAAACACGAGCCUUUGCCCCCAUGUCUCAGCCCCACUCCCUGCCUCCUGCCACAGCCAGUCCGGAACCGUCCCGUACCCACCCUGUGACCCGCAGGGAGGAACCCAGCUGACAGCUGAUCUGAGCAGCUGCCACAGACUCCUCACACGGCGGAGCCAUUUUCUCCUCGCAGCAGCUCUCCCCGCGCUCUGCAGGCUGCCUUUACUCUCUUCAGCCUGGACAUGUGGCUUCUACUGCUGCAGGGACACAUUGGCGGCCAUCACCGGUGGAUGCUGGGCCACACUCAGCCACCGUCCGCCCCGUCACCCCAGGCCCCUCGAGGGGCGCCGCUCCGCCCCGGCAGCACCGGGCUCCUGGACGGGACGCCGCGUUCCUCCACCCACCGCUCAGACAAACGGCGCCUGCCGCAGCUUCCGCCGCCGUCACACCGUGACUGCGGGACCCACGCGCCGCCCCGCGGCCGGCAGAGGGCGCUGCGGGGCUCCCCGGUAGCGGCGGGCGGGGUCCGAGCUGCCCGCCCGGUGGGGCUGCCCGGGGCUGAGCCGGGACCCGCUGCGCACCGAGCGGCUGCUCCGCGCCGGGCCCCGACCGCGUGGGGAAGUGUCGCCGCGCUGAGCGGUGUCUGCUGUGCGGGGCGUGGGAGCCGCCGCGGCUCGUGGGGUGUCGGACCGCGCGGUGCGUCUGUCGGGGCGCGGCCCCUCGGGGCUGUGCCGGGCACAACGCCCCGCUGGGCUGCGGCCGCCUCGGACCCGGAGCUGGAAGGGCCGGGGCUGCGGGACCGGGAGCCGCCUGCUGGUGGUGCCGGGACGGCUGCGGGCGACCGAGGGACGGGACCGGGACCGGGACCGGCGGGAGCUCGGCUGCUCGCCGGGUCACACCUCGCAGGUUCGCGAGGGGUAGCGCCCGAUCCCGGCUCUUGCCGGCGGCGACGAAGGGAACGGCCGGGUCCGGCCCCGCAGCUCGGCUCGUGCUGCUCCUCGGGCCGUGCCCAGCAGCAGCUCCUUUGUGCUGCCGCCUGCCCGAACCCAGGCCUCGAAUCGAUAGCGCUGUGCUGAGCUGUACGUGUGUGUGUGGGUACGUGUGUGUAUGAGCGCUGUGAAGGGCUCCCAGCAGCAGUGGGGACACAAGCCCUUCCCAAGGAGCACCAGGCUGGCACGCUCUGCUCUGAUGGCGCUUUCUUUCCUGCAGACAGAAACAGACAGAGCCAGGCCCCACCUUGGCUCUCUUCUGCCUGCCCGUGUCUUGCUGUGAGCACCCCCCAGCAAACCCGUGAUGGGAACCCAGCCCUGCUCCCUCCGUCCCGCAGCAAUGGCAGGGACUCUUUCCCAAGCCCCUCCCGUCCCAGCAGUUCCAGGCAUCCUGCUGCCACCUGCCCCCAGGCUUCCCGUCCCCCGGCCGCAUGCAGCCCCUGGGACUCCUCGGGCCCGUUCUCCCAUGGGAGCAGCGGCCUGGAGAAAUCCAGGGAGAGCUGCUCAAGGACACCAAGGCCUGUCUGUGUGCCUCUCUGCGGGCACAGGGCCGAGUGGGGUAAGGAGCAGAGAGAACCAAGGCUACAGCAGCACAUGUUUAUGGGGUCUGGCCUGGCUCUGUGCAUAACAGCACAGCGACAUGCUGGGCAUGUAGUGAUGGCAUAAGCUACAGGGGAAGCCGGGUCCUGCAGGGCUGGCGCUGCCUUGGUGUUGCUCAGUGCCGGAACUGAGGCACUGGGGAGGGGAUGCGAAUGUCCUGACCCUUCUCCAGC